AGACACGGCAACCAAGGUCACCCUAAAACCUACUCCUAUCGCAACACUUUCCACUUUCCACUCUCACUGAACAGACAAAUCCUUUCCUCUAGGCAUCAUUCUCACUUUCAAAUGCGAAGACCGAAGUAGAUUCUAUUCCUGCCCAAAUGAAGUCGCAAAGAACGGCCACGAUAGGAGAUAGGACCAGUACUGUAUCCAUCAUAGAACCUAAAAUCGAACUAAACUCGCUCAUUCAUUCCCUUCCUCCCGAAAUUCUGUCCGAGAUAUUUCUUCUUGCACUCCCAGGCUCGUACAGCGUUCUUGAGCCCCUACACGAGGGUCCAUGGCUACUGGGGCGAGUCUGUCGCCGGUGGCGAGAUGUCGUCUGGGGUUAUCCAGCCCUGUGGUCGUGUUUUGUUCUAAUUGAUUGGGAAGCGCCGCACCGAAUACAAGAAGAAAUCGGAGCAAGAAUGGUCCAGGAGGCCCUUCAGCGGACCAGACAGAGUAAACUCUCCAUGACGAUAUGGACGGGUUACAUUUUCUCAGAUACCAUCGUUGAGACCUUACUGCAGCAUUCACAGCAAUGGGAAGACGUCUCUUUUCUAGGCCCUUCCUCUCGUCAAUGGACUCAAUCACUACUCAAUCCCCAUCCGAUCCAUCUCCCCUCGUUGAGGUCACUUUCCUUGGCUCACAAUUAUUCUAUUGAUGACAUCGCUACCAUCAUGGGCGUGCUCAAAGACGCGCCGAACCUCAGAUGUCUCCGAUUGGAUGUACGGGUAUCCUACUUUGACCCGAGCACGAUUCUCUUUCCAUGGUCCGGUAUCACACAUUUGGAUAUGUUCUUCUUGAAGUUGAAUCGGCUAGAGCUGAUUGUCAAGCUUCUCCGUCUUUGUCCGAAUCUUGAAGAGUUGAAGGAGAGGACCAUGCUCCGCUCUGAGGCGGCCACCAUCGCCCCAUUGACGCUCGAAAAACUCCGUUCGCUGAGCCUCGGAUUUUCUCAUUUGCUCCUGCGUCACCUCACUUGUCCGGUAUUGCAAUACCUAACAUUCAUUAUGCCAUAUACCGACUAUCCAUCAUCCAGUCUAACGAUAUCUCGAUUCUCCGCCUGUUCUGGGAGUCAUCUGCGGACCCUUGAUCUCCGGCUAGGGCGAAAGACCCUAAACCCCGAUCAACUAUUCUCAUGCGUUCCCCAGCUUCACAGAUUGAUUCUAUCUUUGGCGGGUACGGAAAACGACAUGGAUCCAUCCAAGUGUCUCAGGUGUCUCGACUCAGGCGACAUGGCCCGGGGUCUGAUGCUCCCCAACUUGUCUGUCUUUGAGCUGAGCGCAAACAGGCUUUUUAUGGGUGAUAUUCGGCUGCACGGACGGGAUGAGUUACUGGUCAGGAUUAUCGAUAGGCGUUGGAACGUUCCUGAAGAUUCUCGGGUUACUCGGUUGUCUCAGGUUCGUAUCAGAUGCCGGAAUCCUGCUCGUGUAGAGGCGAAAGGUGUUGCAAAGCUCGGUACUUUGUCGCAUAUUGCUCGUCUGAAAUUGUGUAAGGCUGAAGGAUUGGAUAUCUCAGUCAUUGUCGAUGAAGAGAUGGACGGACUACUCGAGGAACGUGUUCUUUUAUGAUACACUGGCAGAAGAUGUUGUAUCCAACAUUUUGUGUUCUAUUUCAUUCGCCUCACAUCAUGGGAUGUUUCUUGCAACUAGCGAGCCGCUGAACUCUUGUCUUUAUUAUCAUUUCCAUAUCUCUGGUUCAACGACAGGAAAUGCAACGAGCUG
Messenger RNA from Desarmillaria tabescens, 1745 nucleotides. RefSeq lists its product as uncharacterized. The record is from RefSeq and is a predicted model, not a curated record. The coding region runs from base 147 to 1592 and encodes 481 amino acids. Lineage: Eukaryota; Fungi; Basidiomycota; Agaricomycetes; Agaricales; Physalacriaceae. The transcript has 5 exons.